Molecule: messenger RNA, 1605 nt
Organism: Volvox carteri f. nagariensis
Lineage: Eukaryota; Viridiplantae; Chlorophyta; Chlorophyceae; Chlamydomonadales; Volvocaceae
Exons: 1
Coding region: 1-1605 (534 amino acids)
Source: RefSeq, a predicted model, not a curated record
AUGGCGCGCAAGCGUCAUGCUCAGCGACUGCAUGCGUUGCUCAGCCGACUGCGCUCCGGCGGUGUGCUAGGCAUCCUACGCGGGGUGCUAGAGCUUCCAUCUGCAUUUUCUUGCCCGAUCGCAAAGCUUGCUGGUGUGCUGCGUCUGCCACCAGCAUUACUUUGGGCGGCCAUUACAGCUCUCCUCGGUAGCGCAGUGCUCGCUUUGAGCUGGAUCCUCACCGUCCUCAUCUUAGCUGUCACACGACCCCUUAACAUCCCCCUCGAGGAUCAGGAGCAGCGCCGGAGUAAGUGCAGCGAGCCAUGCGAACGUGUCGAUGGGGAUGCCAAAACCGGUGCUGAGCUGGCCGGGCUCAGUCUCUCUGGCGCAGACCCGAUCAGGAAGCGCUCUGGCAGCCCAGCCUGUAAUGGCAGCGACGCCGGCGGCGGCGGCAAGACCUCCAGCCCCGUCACCAGCUGGCCACUUGGUGACGGCGCCGACACCGACGAUGAGUACGGCGACGAGAGUGCUGGCGGUGCUGACGGCAUCGCCGGUGCUGACCUAGACUCACUUGUUGAACGCGGCAAGGGGCACAGCAAUUGGCAGGCGGGCGGGCGGCCGUUCUCCUCCUCUCCUGGGCGGGAAGGGAUGAAGGACAGGGAGACCAGAGCCGCCAGCGUCGACAGCGACCGCGCUGACGCCGAACAUGCCAGCCGUACCUCCGCUUGGAGGACCAAGCUGCCGGCGGCCCUGCCGUACAUGGACGAGCAGCGUGCGGCGGAAGUGCGGCGCCAUGUCAGCCGUUACGCGUCAGUUAUCCCAGCUACAGCCUUCGAGGCCGCUCGAUGCUGUGAUGCGGUCUUCGGCCUGGGGCUUGACGCAGGCGGCUACAGCCGACUGCAGGCACUGGAAACGGCAGCUACGGCUGUAGUGAUGAAGCAAGGAAGGGAGAUUGGCGAUGGCGAAAUGGAGGAGGAAAUGGUUUUAGAGGAUGAGUUACCUCAGGAGGGCGCAGCGGCGCUAGGUCGCUUGGCGCUGCACACGCAUUUAGCAAGGUACUUGUACGGCUUGCAUGGCGGUACGGCAUACACACCUGCCAACACGCCGGCGGCGGAUCCGGGUGCGGCGGGCGCAUGUUCGAUAUCAGCGGCGGACGAGGGCUCGCACAGGGCACAACAACGACGACCGGCGGCAGAUCCGACGGCUGCUCCCGGAGCCGCCACCGCAGCGGCCGCCGCCGCAUCGACGUUGUACGACAUUGCAGUAUUUGUCCGGACGGAGGUGCUGGCGGGGCUUGCACGGCGGCUUCGUUUAGAUUUACUCAUGUACGAUGCGCGACGGCCGGGUUUCAUCGCCGCUGGCGAUGAUACCAGUCAUACUAGGCGGGGCGAAAGCAGCGGCAGCCCUAGCGUUUCAAAGAGCCGGCGGCGCCGCCGGGAGGUAACGGCUACGGCCAGGGUCGGCCCCGCCUCCGCCGCCGCCCCUGGCGCUCCACUGUCACCGGUGGCACUGGCGGCGGCGCUUCUCCGCCUGGUUUGGGAGGCCCACGUGGCCGAGCCGGAACGGGCCUGGCUGGCGGUUUGCGUGCUAGCCGGGCUGGCCCAGGAAUUGCGGCUGGUGGUUUAG